Molecule: messenger RNA, 1302 nt
Organism: Mercurialis annua (annual mercury)
Lineage: Eukaryota; Viridiplantae; Streptophyta; Magnoliopsida; Malpighiales; Euphorbiaceae
Product: protein trichome birefringence-like 43
Exons: 5
Coding region: 138-1214 (358 amino acids)
Cellular component (GO): Golgi apparatus
Molecular function (GO): O-acetyltransferase activity
Source: RefSeq, a predicted model, not a curated record
AAUAUGGUGCAAAUAACCCCUUACCGUCAGCUAACCCCAAUCAUGUUAUUGCUCAUUUUUUAGUACAUAUAUAUAUACACACACAUUUCAUAUAUUCUUGCAAAUUCUAUAUCUUUUUUUUAUAUAUAAAGUUUGCAAUGGAGGCGAUUGCUCUUGCAACGGCUCUUUUGGUUGUAGUAUCUUUUAUGCAUAUUGUAAAUGGAGUAAUACAUAGUAAAGUAAUUGAGAAUCAUAAUAUAAAUUAUGGGAGUGAUCUUUAUCAGGGAAAAUGGGUUUAUGAUUCAUCUUAUCCUCUUUAUAAUGCAUCAAAUUGUCCUUUCAUUCUUCAACAAUUUAAUUGCGUAAACAACGGUCGACCGGACCGAUAUUAUCUCAGUUAUAGAUGGAAGCCAACUUCCUCCAGAUUACCAAGGUUCAAUGGAAGAAAAUUGUUAACAAAAAUGAGAGGAAAGAGUAUAAUGUUUGUAGGAGAUUCUAUAAGUUUGAAUCAAUGGCAAUCUCUUAACUGCAUGCUCCACACAGCUGUACCAGAAGCCAACUACACCUUAUGGAGAGCAGGAGGGUUAUCUACGUUCAAAUUCACAGAGUACAAUGUUACAGUAAUGCUGUCAAGGAAUGCACUUCUGGUAGACACAGUUGCAGAAAAAAUGGGAAGAGUUCUAAAACUUGACUCCAUCAGUAGUGGAAAUGUAUGGAAGAAAGCUGACACAUUGAUCUUCAACACAUGGCAUUGGUGGCUUCACACAGGACGAAAGCAACCAUGGGAUUUCAUUCAACAAGGACAUAAGAUUUAUAGAGAUAUGGAUCGAUUGGUGGCGUACGAAAAGGCACUACGUACAUGGGCAAGAUGGAUCCAAUUGAAUAUUGAUCCUGCUAAAACCAAGGUCUUCUUCCAGGGUAUUUCCCCGGAUCAUGAGAAUUCUACAGAUUGGGGCGACUCGUCGGGAAAAAAUUGCAGAGGAGAAACAGAGCCAUAUUUGAAGCCUAACUACCCAGGAGGUGUACAUCCAGCAGAAGCUAUUGUAGAAAGAGUUUUGCCGACUAUUUCAAAGCAAGUUACUUUGCUUAACAUCACAGCCCUUUCACAACUGAGAAAAGAUGGGCAUCCUUCAGCUUAUGGAAUCGGUGGGCACCGCGCCACAGAUUGUAGCCAUUGGUGCCUUCCCGGAGUUCCUGAUACUUGGAAUGUGCUCUUACAAGCAGCUCUCAGUUAGAUCUUUAAAUGUUGCAGUGUUCUACUAGUGUAAGGAAGUAUUCUUAGCAAUUAACAAAUUGAGCAUCACAGUUUUGGGUUUUCCUCUA